Molecule: messenger RNA, 9284 nt
Organism: Catharus ustulatus (Swainson's thrush)
Lineage: Eukaryota; Metazoa; Chordata; Aves; Passeriformes; Turdidae
Gene: TPPP
Product: tubulin polymerization promoting protein
Exons: 4
Coding region: 16-720 (234 amino acids)
Biological process (GO): microtubule polymerization; microtubule bundle formation; positive regulation of protein polymerization
Cellular component (GO): microtubule
Molecular function (GO): tubulin binding
Source: RefSeq, a predicted model, not a curated record
AGCAGGAGGCGCAGGAUGCGCGAGCAGGGCGAGGCUCCACCUGGCGCCGCGCACCUGCCGCCGCGCCCCGGGGUGAGCGGGGACAGCAGGAGCAACGGGGGAAACGGGGCCGGCGGCAGCGCGGCCGCCCCAGAGGCCAUCACAAUGGCUGACAAACCAGCAAAACCAACAAACUCCCCGGAGGGUGCUGCGGCAGGAGAACUAAGUGCUCUGGAAGAAGCCUUUAGAAAAUUUGCUGUGCAUGGUGAUACAAGAGCCACGGGAAAAGAAAUGCAUGGGAAGAACUGGUCAAAGCUAUGUAAGGACUGCCAGAUCAUAGAUGGGAAGAACGUGACAACCACUGAUGUUGAUAUUGUCUUCAGCAAAAUCAAGGGAAAGGCUGUAAGAACUAUUACUUUUGAGCAGUUUAAGGAAGCUCUUCAAGAACUCUCCAAGAAGCGGUUUAAAGGCAAAAGUGAUGAGGAAGCACUUCAAGAAAUGUAUAAACUAAUUGAAGGAAAAGGCCCAGGUUUAACUGGAGUAACGAAAACUGUUGCAUCUCCAACUGUUUCACGCCUUACAGAUACUUCAAAAUUCACCGGUUCUCACAAAGAGAGGUUUGAUGCCAGUGGGAAAGGAAAAGGCAGAGCUGGCCGAGAAGAUCUGGUGGAUAACUCAGGAUAUGUAUCUGGUUAUAAGCAUGCAGGCACAUACGAUCAUAAAGUACAAGGAAACAAGUAAGGCUGAGGGUUUACAGCACAGAGGGGGAUAGAGUAUAUAUUUGUAAGGAUGUUGUUAUGAAUCCCACAUGUUUCGGUUAUUGUGAAUGUUGAGACUAUGUUGUCAAGAAGUUGUCUUCAGGAACUGGAACUGAUUUCAACAUCUGCUGAGCUACUUGCAGCACAAUGCCACUUCAUUACAUUCCUCAUACAUAUAUUGGCAAAAAUAAAUAAAUAUGUAGAUAUAAAAAAUACAUCAUUUUGUUUAGCCUUAGGAAAAAAAAACCCAAACCAACAAACAACAAAACCAACGUCAAGAGCAGUUAUACCACACUUCAUCAAUUCAAGCAAUAUAUCUCAAACAUUCCUAGAUGUUCAGUUGCCCUGAUGAUGUCAAAGAGAACCUCUUGAAAAGAGGAUCUUUUGUAGCAGUCUUUCUGAAGACUAUCCCAUUACUUACGCAGUUUCAUUUGACUACUGUUUUAGGGUUUUUUUAAAAUGUCUUAUACGGGAUCUAGCACUUUUCUUAAAACAUUCAACAAUAUACUAUUGGGAAAUAAGUGGUAGUAAUAUACUAGGUUCUAGCCUGUCAUUGUCAUAUACCAACCAUGGAAAAACUGAAAAAAAAAAGCUAUUUCUAGGACAAUAUAGGCUCUGAAGUAUUUUAUGUCAACAGAAAGAGUCGGAAAAUACCAGCCCUUACUUUCCUUAUGUCUAUAGUUUGUGCUUGUUCACGUGUGUACUGUAGCAUGGUUCUGACUGGCUGGAUUUGGAUGGAGCUAUUGUACUAACCUGAAAGGUGAGGAACAAAACAUUACUAAGAAAGUCUAGUUAAGGAUUUUCACAGUCUGUUUUCAAGUUUGCACUGCCUCACAUUGGAAGUGAAGGGGGCAUUAAGCUAAUAAUGCUUUAAAAUAUUGUCUAUGACUAAACACUGCCAAUCAGAUUGCUAUUAAAUGAAUGUAAUUUUGCACAUAUGUUGUCACAUAGUCCCUUCAAGCUCUAACUAUGUAAAAAAAGCUUAUGACCACUUGGAGUAAGGACAUUUACAAUUAAUAUAUAUAUAAUUAGGUGCAAUUUACCCACAAAGAAGCCCCAAACCGUUAUAACUGGGCUACAUUUUAGGAUAGAUUCAUUUGAAGCCAAGGGAUUUGAUUCCCUGUUUGCUCUUGCUGCCAAACUUGGGAGAAUUAGUAUUGCUGGGAAUGGCUUUCCAAUGUUACCAGGAGAACCAGUCCCACAGGUUUAAGGUACAAGCAGCUGAGUGUGACCUAGCUAGGGUCCAGAAUGACAAAAGAAAUUAAUUGGAAUAAAAAGAACAUCUUUUUAAAAUACUGAUUGAAAAGGAGAGAAAAGGCCAUUCUGAUUUUCUGCAAGAGCUGAACAAGUACCUUGAUGUAUUACUCUGAUUCGCUAAAGUUAGGAGAGAUAGGGUGUUCGCUAUUCAAAACCAACUCUUUGCAGUUCUGCCUUGUUUUCUUUCAAAAAGAACUUGUGCACUGAUUUUCAUGUCCAAGCUUGAAUAAAGGUUAAUAGAUGUAUUGCUCUCCCUCCACCCAUAUCAGUAUCCGACUCAGAGUACAUAAACAUAGGUGAGCAGUGUGUGCUGUCAUGUACCAUGCAGGUGAGCAGUCUGUUAUUUGACCAGUGUAUGGAAAGGGAGCACUGGUUUUCAGCCCUUAAACUGUUCAUGUUUUGCUCUGCUGACAUUGUGUGGUAGCCUGUCUUGUGACUUCGCCCUCAGUGACCCUUUGAGCCCAUAUAUCAGCCAAAAACCAAAACAACAAUAGCGAACAAAAGGCAAGGCCUUCCUUCCAGACUUGGACUUUUGUUUGUUUAUAAUUUAUUUUGAUGUUUGUUUGUAAGUGGGAGAGAUGUUUGCCAAAACACAGCACAUGCUCUUGUAUAGAUUUAAAUGGAUUUUUCCACAGAUAGCUUUGGUUACCUGAGGAGAUUUUAGAUGUGUGUAAAGAUGCUCAGGAUGCAAAGUGUUCAGCUUUAUGAACCCUUUCCAAAGUUACCCAGUGUUCUUUAAGAGUGAAAAGUUAUCCACUCCUAUGUUGUACUGGGGACCUGUUACACUCCAAAGCAGAAAAUAGGAUACUCAAUACCAAUAGUGGCUAAAUUAUUCUGGCACGGUAGUAAACCUUCUAAAUGUAAAGAACCUUCUUCAUCACUGGUGCCUGUGUACCUGAAGACGGCUCCAGGGUAGUCCUGUUUUUUUUAAUGAUUGAAAAGGCUGAACCUACAGCCCUUGAUGAACCCUUCAGCUGAGAUACAGGCAAAAUCAGUAUCCCUGUUUUUCCUUUUGACUUCAAGACUUGACUAAUAACUCAGUGUUAAGUGAAAAGUUCUGGACUUAGCCUCACUAAAGGGUGAAGUCCAGCCUACUACAGAGUCCAAGAGCACACUGUUGACCUGGGAGUUUGUUUGUUGCUAGCUAUCUGCCUUGGCUGGCACAUCGGGUGACACUUUGCUUUUAGGUACUCAAAGGACAGGCUUUCUCUGUACCCAAAUACAGAGUGUGUGUAAUGCCAGAAUGUUUCCAUACAUUUCCAUACACUCUGGAGGAGUGAUUGAUUAGGAAGAUUUUAAGAUAUAAUUAAGUUUUAAAUUGUUAGUUCAAAGUGAGAAAGAUCAGAACACUCAUAAGAUAGAAGGCAUGCAAGGGAAUUGAGAGUGUGGACAGAUCCAAGCUAACGUGUCUAGAAAUUGAGUUAUAAGAGGCUGAUGGAACGAGUUGAGGUUCUGCCAGAGUUUACUUUGCAUUGCUUGUGCAGUAUAAACUCCCUGCCAUGAACCAAAGCACUUUAUUUGGACCUGAUGGAAACUUUGAAAUUCUUUCAGUGGCAUAGUAAGCUUGGGAUCAGAACCUGAGAAGAUGGUUCAGAUAGCAGUAUUUUGUUUUGAGAAACACACUUCUUUUUUCUUCUUUGUUUCUACAGUCUGAUAGUUUUGAACCUCAAAGUGAUACAUAAAAAGAAGUCAUUCUGAUGUGACAGUUACAAAGGAAAGUUGUUGCUGGGAGGAUAGUACUUAGUCAAGGUUUUUCUCUUUUACUAUGCUUGGUGUGAAAGAUGAUGGCUAUGAAUAAAAGCAUCUUAUGCAGCUGUUUAUUAGGGGUUCACUACCUACUUAAGCUCUUACUAUUCCACUAAUAUUGGUAGGAAAUUAAAAGCCUAAGUACUUGCUUCAUUAUUAGCUCUUAAGUUCCAGGCCUGCUUGGGAAUGAGGCAAAGUACAUUUUCUUACUCAUCUGCUAUUCCCUCAACUCUCAGGACAGUAAGUACAGCUUAUACCUCAAAGAUGACAGGAAAGGGUAGCUGAGGAGGUGCCCCAUUUUCUACCCUUAGUGUUGUAAAGCAUAUUGUCUUCUGAUGCACCAUGCUGCAGACUGUAACUAAAUGUCAUGACUGAAGUGAGGACAUGGGAAUCUAAUAAGGUUUACUGUCCUCUCUUUUUUGGGGGGCAUCUCAAUUCAUUCCAUCUAAAUUUCCAGCUUGAUUUUCAGCAUCUUCCACUACGUAGCACUGUCUUAUGUGGCAUCUAUAAAAUCCUGUUGUUCCUAGUUAUCUUUGCUUUCAUUACUACAGUAGAUGCUACCAAAAGAAAUGUGAUCAGAAAGUUUAGGUAUCUUUUAGAAAUAACUGCCUUAAAGAACAAACUCAAAUUUUAUUUAAAUACUGUGACAGUACACAAUCCUUACCUGUAUGUCUACUGAAGCUUAACCUGACCAUCAAAACCUUUACAAGACCGAGGACAAGAAAUGAAAAUCCUUACUUAGGCAAAUGAAUAGUCAUUACAAAUAAUUUUCUAAAAAUAACAUAGUUUUAAAGUAAAAUAUACAGCAGUAAAAAGGGAAUUUCUUAUUAGUGCUUGCUUACUAAUUCCAUUUAGUUACUCCAUGAGCUUUAGUUGAGUUUUACAACCAUCAGUAUGGAAAUACCAAAACCAAAAAUUAUUGUCCUGCUCUUUGUGGUUAUCAGAGCUAUCACAAUAGCAUUACUGAGAAGCAGACAUUAAAAAACACAGUUUCAUGAGUCCUAUAUGAACAGUUGUAAUUAAUUGUAAUUAAAUAUUUAGAAUCCCAAGUAAAUGUUGGCUAUUAUACUAUAGCCAAAAUUUAGCCCCUAUUUCUUUAAACCUAUAAUACAUCUUACCUCCUGUUCAUCUAGAGAAGGGAAGGAGACAUUUCAAAACUACUCACUUGUCACAGCUUGUGUUUUUCAUCAGCACAGAGAUUGUCUUCCAAAGAUGUUUUGAAUUGAAGUAUGUAUUUUACUGACCUUAUCUAAAUUAAAAAUUCUGACAAAUAAGAAAGUCUGACAGUUGUUUAGCAUUAAUACAAAGCUUUGUUCACAAAUUACCAUUUCAGUCAUCUGUAUUUUCCCUCUCUUGGCUCAAUUAAUAUUUUUUAUGGUAGUUGGAAUUAGGCAGAACAAAAAGGCAAAUGACUACUAUGGGUUUGACUUGCAAGUGAUAGGUAUCCCAGCCAUCUGUAACCAUCUGUAGAGAAAAUCCUCAUGUAUAUUCCUCCAAAACCAAAACUUUAAACUUGUAAUUGAUGGAUUUUUUUCUUAAGGCUUUUCAUAGUUGUGAAAUUAAUUUUAAUUCUUUGUGCCUGCAUGUAUGAUAGUCAAAACAUAACCCUGCCUUCAGGGAUGCAUGUAUUCUGAGGGCACGUGCCUGUCAUCUGUGAAUAAGAAUUCUCUGUUUGCACUGACCAAGAGCAAACCUUUUACCUUCAUGAUAGAGCAGAUGUAACACUGCACUGGUAUGUGUCCUCUUAACUGUCAACCUUGCGUGUGUGCCAAAAUAACUACACCUUUGUGUACAUUGUUUGUAGUGUGAAUAUUAUGUUUUUGGCUUGUUGCGUAGUUGGUAUUAAGUAAUGUAAUGCACAAGACUUGUGUAGGUUUGUGUGUAUGUACACAUGCUCUUUGGAUCCAGCUUAAGUAAUUAAACUGUAUAAAAGUUGAUGAAAAACUUAAAUUUUAUUAGGGCCAGGCUCUAGUCCUGCAGCUGAUGCUGUUCAGCUUGGCUGGUUGAGGACAUUGUCAUUCUCCCUUCAUAGCAUGAAGGUAAAGAUCUAAGGAAGCAUUUAUGGUUUUACCUGUCUACCCUGUUCUGAGAGAAAUCACUCUUCAGCAAUUCUAACAUAAACUUAGUGUGACAAGAGGACUUUCUCCAUGGAGAGGAAGUAGGAGAGUUAGGGUGAAAGCAAGCUUUCCUCUGGAUGCUCUUAAGAAACCAUUUUAAACUAUGCUCUGCAUGGGCCCUGUAUUUUCCUUUGCCCCAGCUUUGUGAAGCAAGUUGACACACAGUUGUUCAUCCAUUAGUAGUAUAAAGCUGUGGUAGAGUGAGAUGGGAACAGGAAACAGGAGUGUUAUACAUUGCCUAGGGACUCAAGUCUUGCUUGCACCUUUAUACAAAUAAAUACCAGAAGCAUAAUGACAGCUCUUAAACUUGGGUGAGAUUCUUAAAAUCUGGAUUACCUCAAAUUAAUACAUGUGUACCUCCUGUAUUUGGAGUGUUUGCCUAUAAAAUAUCAUUUAACAUUCAGUUGCUUAUUUUGUGCAAUCCCAAAGUGCCCAUUUGGCUUACUUAAUAUAAGCUGGAAAUUAUGGUCAGGGCUGUUCUUUUAAGUCUUCAGAAUCCUAGAACUACUAAGAAACCUGUAGUUGCAUUUGUGCUUGCUCACUAAACUCAAAACUAAUGCUUUGAAUGAUGUCCCAUCUAAGAAUAAUUCUUCUGGAAGUAAAAGAAUACUGCAGAUAGAACCUCCACGUCUUAAUUGUCAAAGUAAUUUAUUUUUGCAGGGAGAAAUAUCUGUUAAUAUAUUCGGGUUUUUUUUUCAUGUUUUUCAGUAUAUUAACCUUGGUAUAUUGUUUCCAAAACCCUAUGGAGAAGGUGGAUUUGAAAACAAGUUUAAGAUACAACUUAAGAUACAUUUUAAUUGGCUUAUUUAAUUCAAGCUAAUUGAUCAUUCACUCAAGGUAGACUUUGGCAAGAGUAAUUCUGAAGGGGGAAAAGGGGGAAAAAUCCAGCCUCUUGUCUGAGCAUUCUUGACAGACAUUUGCAGUUCUGGUAGUCUGAAACAAUUUUGUAAAAAAGAAGUUAUCUUCUGUAUUCAUGAACAUGCGUGCAUGCAUGCACACAGGCACUACUUGAGGGCAUGGAUAUACAUGAGGGCAAAACUACAGAAGAGACUUGUUUUCUCUUUAAACCUUGCAUUUAGAAAUUGGCAUUGAAAUGCCCAACUGACUAACAUGAUUUGGAAAAGUGAUAAGCUACUAUCGUUCCAUUGCAGCUAAAUAGCCAAUGAGUUAAUUUUCAAAUACAGUUAUACAGCAUCUCUUUUUUGUGAGUUACUGUAAAGCUUAUGGCACUGAACAAAGCGAGUUUUGAUGUAAACAUUUGGAAGGGUCUCAAAGAUAAUGCGCAUGAUAAUUUGCCCUUACCUCCAGUUAUCUUUAUGCAAGAUUUUUCUACUGCUUUGCACAUAUUUCAGAAAACAUCAGAAACAUUGUUAGACUCAACCAAAUUAAAAAUAUGGCCCUAAAAGUACACUCAGUUCAUCCAUCUUUGCAUUUUGAUCAGGAGCUACAUUUGGAGAUGAACCACAAAAUAAGGAAAAAAGAUGGCAGUCUGAAUCCCCACAGUGGUGAAUUAUUUGAAGUUCCAGUUUACAUCAGAUGAGUUUCUGUAUGCUUGCAUUUACUGAAAUACUACUUUUAAACAAAAUAAUUAAAUAAUGUGAAAUAAUGCAGCCUGGGCUCUGUUAAACAGGAUUAUAUUAAUGCAACUGAAAUGCUGUGUAUGUCUGUAAUAUUCAAGCUAAAUAUGUACUAGAUCUUUACAAAGGCUUUGUGUAAAGUUAGUUAACCUACAAACUGAUGUCCUGUAUAAAAUUGUGUUGGCAAACUACUUUUGUUAGCACUGUAGUGUAUGAAAAGGUAAGAUUAUAGACAAAAAUAAGUUAUAGGGUGCCAAAAAGUGUGUUUGUUUUUAAUCUUUGUGCUGGGUUCAGAAUAUAUCAGCUUUGGCAAAUUCUUGCAGCAGGGAAAUUUUUUUGUACAAUGCUUAUAAUAGAAAGUAAUUUGUCUUUACAUUCUUUAAAGCAGAGAAAUGGUCAAUGUUGGAUAAGUAUAUUGAAAUUUAUUCUUAGCAAGGUGUUAUGUUUCACAGAUUUAAAUAUUAGAGGAGAAAUAUAUAUUUAUACAGAAGUAUAAUUUUUGAAUGAGAUUGAUUUUUUUUUUCAGUUGUGAACCAUUUAUUUAUCCACAUCAUGCUUUAUUCCUUUGCUAGCUUGUUUAUCAGUGCAUGCUGUUCCAACAUUCAUUUCUAAUUCGAUUUAGAUGUUUUGAUUCUUCGUUUGCACAAAUCUGGAUGUGCAUGCUGUCAGGACCUGAUCAUAAAGGGUGGAGGCAAAACUGUUUUGUCUUUGAUUACCUAGAGCACUAAUUAAAAUUUAAUCAUUAAACAGUUGGGAUAUGGAGAUAGGUCUUGACAUAGUCUUCCUUGGAGCACUGUACACUAUGGAAAAAACCUUCAGUGAAGCUUACUAGUUUUUGUUCCUAUUUUCAUUUGUCUUUCAUCAACCAGGAAGCUGCUGUGUGCUAAUAAUUACCUGCAAUAUUUCUAAUUGCAGGCAUUGCAAACAUUAACAUGCAGCUGUACUAGCCUACUGUGUUCACUGUGAAAUUUUCAACACGGUAAAAAUUUUUACAUGAUCAUUUAACCUUACAAGUUUACUUUUUCUCACUAAUUUAACACUGCAUCUUCUUUUCAUUACAGCGAAAGAACAACUUGAGCAUAGCAUUUCUUAAUCUUAACUAUAGUAGAUAAACAUGUCCUAAGCAAAGAUUUUUAACCACUUGAUGAAGGGGGCCAGCCACCAUCCAGUGCAAAGCACACUGGGCAAAAUCUUAUCCCCACUGCAACCAGUUCCAAAAUUCUAGCUGGUGUUAGCAAAAAAAGAACCACCAUUACCAAGGGGUUAAUAAGCUUAGUAACCAUGACAAGAGGUUAUGGGGGAGCACAACAGUGAUUCUCUGUUUCCAUGUCUUUGUUUCUGUUAAUUUAAAACUACUACUCUUCAAUCUUUAAAAUAAGUAAAAGAAACUUGAAGGGGGGAAUCAUAUACUACUAGUUUGUACUAGGUUUUUUCAGGAAAAGGAAACAAAUUUAUAUAUAUAUAUAUAUGCAAUAUAUUUUUACACUGUUUAUUAAUGCUAGAAAGUAUUAAAUGUAUCACUUUAUCUGUGUGAAUGUUAAAGUAAUGACAAUGUUAUGGAUGUUUUAAACCUUUUGAAGUCGUCUUGUUAAAUUCUAAACCCACAUUAACAAUGGAAAAGCUACUUUGUCUGCAACAUGAUUGUUGAUGUUUUAGGGAAAAAGUUCAAGUACAGCAGUUGUUUUAAUUAGCACUGUAAAAGCUUGGCUUGAAAAGUUAUAGUGAAAUCCAUAUUUUAAACACCAUUUUGUUAAUCAUAGCUUCUCAUAAAGUACGUUACUGCUGUUGACUGACUGUAUAAAAUUGUAUUUUUAGUUGGUAAAGUGAUCAAUAAAUGUGUUACUACAUAA